AUGAGGCGGUUCCCUACUCCAGUGUAUACCAUCUGGAUUCUAAUACUUGUGGCAGCCAUUGUUUUAGAAAUGACGUUCCUUCCUAAGUUGAUCAAGGAGAAACUAAGCAGACGGAUACGCCCUAAACCGCUAGAGGUACACGAGGAGACCAGGCCAGUGCCCGACGCGCCGUACCCUGAUGGGGAAUACACUGUUGGUGUAUACUACUCGAGCUGGUCGCCCUAUAAGCCACGGCUCCACUAUCCCCGCAAUAUUGACUUCCAGCGGGUGACUCACGUCUACUAUGCGUUUUUUGUUGUUGACGAGAAAACUGGAAAAAUUGGGUCCUUGGACAAAUGGUCGGAUACAAAGAUGCCGAUGAACCUAACUGGGAUGCCGCGCGGCCUUAAUGGGGCAAUAGGCGAGCUUAAUUACCUCAAGACGCGGCCAGGGACCGAUUUCAAGCUCAUGAUGGCCGUUGGCGGCUGGUCCAAUCGGGAGCCGUUCCAUAAAAUUGUGCGUGACGAGGAGAAGUUUAACAACUUCAUCGACUCGGCGAUCGACGCAAUGUUUGAGUACGGCUUCGAUGGGAUAGAUCUUGACUGGGAGUUCCCUAAGGAUGAUGGCUACGAACCCCAGAUGUAUCUAGAAAUGUGUAGCCGCUUGCGACACAAGAUGGACGAAUUGGAAGACAAUAUCUGGGGCCCCGGCGGGACUACAGAACCGCGCUUCCACUUAAGCAUGGCAGCACCGGCCUUUCCUCAGACACUUGGCAUUUUCCCGGUUGAGGAGAUGAACAAGUAUCUCAGCAUGUGGAAUAUGAUGACAUACGACUACCACGGUGCAUGGUCAGAGCGAACAGGCUACCAUAGCAACUUGUACAAUGCUACGAAUUCGCCGUACAAAUCGCACCUAGAUAAGCGUCGGUAUGAAGAUAUGGGUAUUGACAACUUUGAUGAGUUGAAUGCACAUGAUGCGAUACUCAUGAUGACCGAACAAUUUAAGGUCAGCCCAAGAAAAAUUGCACUCGGCAUGGCAGCGUAUGGCCGUGGCUUCACCAACGUUCGGGGCGAUGGUGAACAACUAAUUGGCCAGAAAUAUUCUGGUGUAGGCGGAGGAUCAGAAGGGGAACCGGGUAUGUGGCUAUACAACCAAUUGCCGCUAGCUCACGGCCCAGAGAAGUUUGACAAUGUUUGGGUCUCUGCAUAUAGCUACGAUCCUAAUACUAAAACUCUUGUCGUCUACGACAAUGUGGAUUCAAUGAAAAUAAAGAAGGAAUACGUGAAAGAUAAGAAGCUUGCUGGGGCGUUCUUGUGGGAGUCCUGUGGAGACAACUUCAAGGAUAAAGAUAGGAACCUUGUGGAGGCUUUUACCGAAAAUAUGAAAGGUGCGCGGAAGGCAACCGCGUACAAGGAUUCCAAACUUAUACAAUACUACUUGAGGACCAGGCCAGAAGGCUUUUUGGUUCCUAUGUAUAGGCACACGAGUGGUUGA
This is a messenger RNA of Eremothecium gossypii ATCC 10895, 1473 nucleotides long. It is a transcript of the gene CTS2, whose product is annotated as putative chitinase. The record is from RefSeq and is marked provisional. Gene Ontology annotation, cellular component: extracellular region. Gene Ontology annotation, molecular function: chitinase activity; chitin binding. Bases 1 to 1473 code for a protein of 490 amino acids. NCBI's taxonomy places the organism in Eukaryota, Fungi, Ascomycota, Saccharomycetes, Saccharomycetales, Saccharomycetaceae. The transcript has a single exon. Gene Ontology annotation, biological process: chitin catabolic process; carbohydrate metabolic process.